Messenger RNA from Passer montanus (Eurasian tree sparrow), 2565 nucleotides. It is a transcript of the gene SKOR2, whose product is annotated as SKI family transcriptional corepressor 2. The record is from RefSeq and is a predicted model, not a curated record. NCBI's taxonomy places the organism in Eukaryota, Metazoa, Chordata, Aves, Passeriformes, Passeridae. Gene Ontology annotation, cellular component: transcription regulator complex; nucleus. Gene Ontology annotation, biological process: negative regulation of BMP signaling pathway; negative regulation of transcription by RNA polymerase II. Gene Ontology annotation, molecular function: RNA polymerase II cis-regulatory region sequence-specific DNA binding; DNA-binding transcription factor activity, RNA polymerase II-specific; SMAD binding.
AUGGCGACCAGCCCGCUGCCCGGCCCCACCGAUAUCUUGCUGCCGUCGCCGUCCAGCGCGUACCCGCCGGACCCCAUGAGCCAGCCGAGGGCCGGCCACGCCGCCAUGAAGCCCAACCAGGUGGGGCAGGUGAUCCUCUACGGCAUCCCCAUCGUCUCCCUGGUCAUCGACGGGCAGGAGCGGCUGUGCCUGGCGCAGAUCUCCAACACCCUCCUCAAAAACUUCAGCUACAACGAGAUCCACAACCGGCGGGUGGCCCUGGGCAUCACCUGCGUGCAGUGCACGCCGGUGCAGCUGGAGAUCCUGCGGCGGGCCGGGGCCAUGCCCAUCUCCUCCCGCCGCUGCGGCAUGAUCACCAAGAGGGAGGCAGAGCGGCUCUGCAAGUCCUUCUUGGGGGAGAACCGGCCCCCCAAACUGCCGGAUAACUUCGCCUUCGACGUGUCCCACGAGUGCGCCUGGGGAUGCCGCGGGAGCUUCAUCCCGGCCCGCUACAACAGCUCCCGGGCCAAGUGCAUCAAGUGCAGCUACUGCAGCAUGUACUUCUCGCCCAACAAGUUCAUCUUCCACUCCCACCGCACGCCCGACGCCAAGUACACCCAGCCCGACGCCGCCAACUUCAACUCCUGGCGCCGCCACCUGAAGCUGACCGACAAGAGCCCCCAGGAUGAGCUGGUCUUCGCCUGGGAGGACGUCAAGGCCAUGUUCAACGGCGGCAGCCGCAAGCGCGCCCUGCCGCCCGCCCCGCCGGCCCCCGCCUNNNNGGCCCCCGCCGCCGCCGCCCCGGCCGCCUGCCACCCGCUGGGCUCGGUGAAGGCGGCGGCGGUGGUGGGCGGCGGGCUGCUGAGCCCGCACCUGCUGGCCGCCCCGCCCGACCUGCACCAGAAGCGGCCGCGCUUCGAGGAGGACGAGGAGCUGCAGGAGGCGGUGGCGGCGGCGCACGGCGGCAAAAGCCCGCGGAGCUACCCCGUCAUCCCGGUGCCCAGCAAGGGCUCCUUCGGCGGCAUGCUCCAGAAGUUCCCCGGCUGCGGCGGGCUCUUCCCGCACCCCUACGGCUUCCCCGCCGCCGCCUUCGGGCUCUGCCACAAGAAGGAGGAGGGCGGCGGCGGCGAUGCCCUCGGCGGGGCGGCCGCGCACAAGGCCGGCGGGGCGGCGGCGGCGGCGGGCGGCGGGCUCUCGGGGCUCUUCUGGCCGGGCAGGAAGGACGCCGCCUUCUACCCUCCCUUCUGCAUGUUUUGGCCGCCGCGCACCCCGGGCGGGCUGCCGGUACCCACCUACCUGCAGCCGCCGCCGCAGCCCCCCGGCGCCCUGGGAUGCUCGCUGGGGGGGGACGGGGCGGGCCUGCUGCGCCAGGCUUUCCUGGACCUGUCGGAGCCCGGCGGCGAGGCGGGGCCCGAGCCCGCCUCGCCCGCCGCUUCCGACGGGGGCAGCGGCGGCGGGGGCGGGCGGGGGCCCCCGCACCACCCGCACCUGCUGGAGGCGGCGGGGGGGGGGGGGGGGGGGGGGGUGCUGGAGGCGGCGGGCGGGCGCAAGGCGAGCGGCGGGUACCACCACUCCAGCGCCUUCCGCCCGGUGGGCGGCAAGGAGGACUCGGAGAGCCUGGCCAAGCUGCACGGCGGCGGCGGCGGCCCCCCGCGCCCCGCCUCGCCGCUGCAGCUGCUGCUGCCGCCGCCGCCGCCGCCGCCCCCCGAGGACGCGGGGUGCGAGAGGCACCCGCACCCGCCGCACGCCGCGCACCGCCUCCUCUCCCCCGGGGGCACCAGCUGCAGCUUCGCCAGCGAAGAGAGCAGCGAGGAGGAGGAGGACGAGGAGGAGGAAGACGAGCCCGAGGUGGACGUCGAGGGGCACAAGCCCCCCGAGGAGGAGGAAGAGGAUGAGGAGGAGGAGGGCGAGGAAGAGCCCCGCGGAGGAGACCCCUUGGCGGCCGGCGGCCGCUUUCUGCCUGCCCGGGGUCUGCCGGAGAAGGGCGGCCGGGAGCGCCCCGCCGCAGGCCCCUUCUCCCGGGCGCCCGUCGAGGAGAAGCCGGGGGAUGGCCAAGCCCCAGCGCAGCCGCCGGGCGGGGCCCCGCGGGCGGGCAGCGGCGGCAGCAGCCCGGCACAUCACCCGGCGCCCGAGGAGCAGCCCCUCUACAAAGAUAAUCAGAAGAGCAAGGAGGGUAAUCAGGUCAUCUUGCCUACGAAAGAGGACACCUUCUCAGAUAAGAACAAGGAGCAUAAUUUUUUCAUCACAGAUUCAGAGCCUUCAGGAGGAGACUUCUGGAGAGAUAUAGCAGGAGAACACACACAAGAAACCAAUUCACCUCAUUCUCUGAAGAAGGAUGUGGAAAAUAUGGGGAAAGAGGAACUCCAGAAGGUUCUGUUUGAGCAGAUUGACCUACGGAGGAGGCUGGAACAGGAAUUCCAGGUGUUGAAAGGAAACGCGUCUUUCCCAGUCUUCAACAACUUUCAAGAUCAGAUGAAGCGGGAGCUGGCGUACAGAGAAGAAAUGGUGCAGCAGCUACAAAUCAUUCCCUAUGCAGCAAGCUUGAUCAGGAAAGAAAAGCUCGGUGCACACCUCAGCAAAAGCUAA